UUAUAAGCAAAGAAAUCAGGUGGAGAUUCCCUUCAGUUGUGCUUAUCCAAAUAAGGGUCAAGCGUCUGCUUCAUAUAGUCCUCACAAGUCCAACUACAUGUUCUCUGAAGCCGGCUUUGGGACCUUCACGUUUGUGUUUGAGUUUUAUAACAGCGGCGACUUCACAAACAUCAUCGACCCCAGCGAGUACCCAGUUGAGGUGGAACUCGGGCAGAUGUUGUACAUGGGCAUCAGUGUGAAGUCAUCGCUGGACAACAUCAAGCUGUUUGUCGACACAUGCCGGAGUACGCCUAAUGAUGACCCCAAUGACUCCAUCCAUUAUGACAUCAUUUCAAAUGGGUGUGUUAAAGAUGAUAGUGUAAUAAUCUUUCCCACCAAUCAGACUCAAUUUAACUUUGGACUGAAAGCCUACAGUUUUAUUGGAGGAUACAAACAGGUGUUCAUCACCUGCAGUGUCAUUCUCUGUGAAGCUGACAGUCCAGACACCCGAUGCUCUCAGGGCUGCAUUGAGAGCUCAAAUAUCCCAACUAUCCCAAGCAGGAAGAGGAGGUCAUUGUCUUUGGAGAGCCAGAAACACUUCAUUUCCCAAGGACCCCUCUACCUUGCUGGGAAGACUCAAUACAAUAACAGUAAGGCUGAAUCUGUUGUGUAGGUCUAAGU
This is a messenger RNA of Polypterus senegalus (gray bichir), 660 nucleotides long. RefSeq names its product CUB and zona pellucida-like domain-containing protein 1. The record is from RefSeq and is a predicted model, not a curated record. The coding region runs from base 98 to 652 and encodes 184 amino acids. Lineage: Eukaryota; Metazoa; Chordata; Cladistia; Polypteriformes; Polypteridae. The transcript is spliced from 3 exons.